This is a messenger RNA of Vicia villosa (hairy vetch), 1032 nucleotides long. RefSeq lists its product as uncharacterized. Lineage: Eukaryota; Viridiplantae; Streptophyta; Magnoliopsida; Fabales; Fabaceae. The record is from RefSeq and is a predicted model, not a curated record. The transcript has 4 exons. Bases 1 to 1032 code for a protein of 343 amino acids.
AUGAAUGUUAUUAAAACUAUCAGUCAUGCUCCAACACCUCCUUCCGGAACCACUGAUAGAAGAGAUCCUGUUCUUGCUGAAUUUGAAGAAUUCUUCAGAAGUGAAAUUCCAGAAGUUAAGACUCAGUAUCUUAACUCUCUCAAUACUGGUGAUCCUAAAGAAGCUCCCAAGAAAGUCCAAAGAAAAAGGCCAUCCACUUCUAGCACUGUUGUGUCAGAAGAAGCCUCUGAUCAUACUCAAACUGUUGCUGUCAACAAAGAAAAGAGAACAAAAAGAAAGUUUGAUCCUUCUUCUGAUAAUCAGGAAAAGGUAAAAGCUGCUACUGUUGCUACUGUUAAUGUUGCGGAACAAGAAGCUGUUGUUGAAGCAGAUCCUGUCCCUGUGCAAGCAGCAGAAGAAGAAGAAGUGGAGGAAGAAGAAGAAGCUCAGAAUCAGCCAGAAGUCUCUAGUCAAAGACCAACAACUCAAACUGUUGAAGGUCAGAAGACUGCUGAGUGUGAGAAGGAGAAUCCGGAGUCUGCAAGGAGAAGAGAAAUCUCUCUUGGGAAGUCAGUGGUUGUGGAAAUGCCAAAGAGAAAGAAGCAGAGGAAACUGGAGGCUGUGACUGUAGCUCUUCAGAAGGUGUCCAAAGUGUACGGAGAUGAUGUUGAGAUGGAAGAUGCUGAUGCUGAAGCUGAAGAUCAUUCUGUUGAAGAAAUUCCUGUUGAGGAAAAUCCUUCUCAUGAUCUCUCUCAGAAGACUGCCAUGGAAGCAAUGGUGAUCAAUGCUGAUCCUCUGAACAGAAGUUGUGAAGCUUCUUCUGGUGAACCCUCUGUUCUGGCAAGGACUCUAGAGGUCAUUCAGAAGACCCAGGUUGAGAUGGCUUCUCGGAUGCAUAUGCAAGAUGAAACCAAUGCUGAGUUUCGCACCUUCAUCCAAAGUCAGAAUGAGAGUAAUGCUGGGAUUCAAGCUAUGCUGGCCAAGAUUAUGAUUAAAGACAUCUUUCAAAGCUCAACACUAGAAGCAAAACCAUGGGGAAACGCAAUUCUGUAA